AUGGAAGAAGACGAUGUUUCCAUCAGAGAGCAGAAUUUCCACAGCCAAGUUCGCGAGUACAUUAUAUGCUUCCUCCUGUUCGCAGUUCUCUACAUUGUCUCAUACUUCAUCAUAACACAGUACAAGAAAAAGACUGAUGACCAUGAGGAUGAAGAUGCCAUUGUCAACAGAAUAUCGUUGUACUUGUGCACCUUCACCCUGGCUAUGUCUGGUGGUGCGGUCUUCCUUCUUCCUUUCUCCAUCAUCAGUAAUGAGAUUCUCCUCUCAUUCCCCAAAAACUACUACAUUCAGUGGCUCAACGGCUCCCUCAUCCAUGGACUGUGGAACCUGGUGUCGCUUUUCUCCAACCUUUGUCUCUUUGUCUUGAUGCCCUUUGCUUAUUUCUUCUUGGAGUCUGAGGGGUUUGCUGGAUCUAAAAAGGGCAUAAAGGCACGCAUUCUGGAGACUUUUGUCAUGCUCUUCCUGCUGGCUCUGCUUAUACUGGGCAUUGUGUGGGUGGCAUCAGCUCUCAUUGACAAUGAUGCAGCGAGUAUGGAGUCUUUAUAUGAUCUUUGGGAAUUCUACCUACCAUACCUUUAUUCCUGCAUAUCAUUAAUGGGAGGACUGCUUUUACUGUUGUGCACUCCAGUGGGACUGUCCCGGAUGUUCACUGUCAUGGGACAGCUGCUUGUGAAGCCAACAAUCCUGGAGGACCUAGAUGAGCAGAUUUACUGCAUUCAUUUGCAAGAAGAAUCUCUCCAGAGAAGAUUAAAUGGUACUUUCGUCCGUCCCACCUACCCUAAAACUGGAGUCACCCACCAGCUCAACAAUGAACUGAAUAAUAUUAGGAAUCAAAGGAAUAAAUUGGAGAGAAGAAAGAAGGCCUCAGGUUGGGAGAAGAACCUGUUGUAUCCAAUGGUCAUGCUCAUUCUGCUCAGUGGAACAACGAUCUCUGUUCUGCUGGUGGUAUUGAAUAUUCUCUAUCUUCUCGUGGAUGAGACUGCAAUGCCCAAAGGGUCCACAGAUCGAGGAAUUGGCAACACCUCUCUGUCUACGUUUGGUGUGGCUCAAGCCGUGUUGGAGAUCAUUCUUAUGUUCUACUUGAUGGUGUCUUCCGUCGUCGGCUUCUACAGUCUGCGAGUCUUUCAGGGACUCACUCCGAGAAAGGAUGACACAACCAUGACAACGAUUAUUGGUUGCUGCGUGUCCAUCUUGGUCCUGAGUUCAGCAUUGCCAGUCAUGUCCAGAACAUUAGGCAUCACCAGAUUUGACCUUCUGGGAGACUUCGGAAGAUUCAAUUGGCUGGGCAACUUCUACAUUGUUUUGUCGUACAACAUGCUGUUUGCAGUUAUGACAACUUUAUGCCUAGUGAGAAAAUUCACAUCUGCAAUAAGAGAGGAGCUCCUGAAAGCACUAGGUCUGGAUAAAUUACAACUGUCAAACAGCCCCACAGACCCUGAAUCUGGUAAGCUCUCUGCAAAUGGCCAUCAGAAAACUCUGUGA
Molecule: messenger RNA, 1482 nt
Organism: Knipowitschia caucasica
Lineage: Eukaryota; Metazoa; Chordata; Actinopteri; Gobiiformes; Gobiidae
Source: the annotation of a GenBank genome assembly